Molecule: messenger RNA, 1359 nt
Organism: Zophobas morio
Lineage: Eukaryota; Metazoa; Arthropoda; Insecta; Coleoptera; Tenebrionidae
Product: rRNA N6-adenosine-methyltransferase ZCCHC4-like
Exons: 11
Coding region: 1-1326 (441 amino acids)
Biological process (GO): rRNA methylation
Cellular component (GO): nucleolus; cytoplasm
Molecular function (GO): rRNA (adenine-N6-)-methyltransferase activity
Source: RefSeq, a predicted model, not a curated record
AUGUAUGUGUCACUAAUUAUUAAUCAAUUUAUUUUUAUCUCCAUCCCCCUUGCCUUCACUCUUUUUGCAAGGAUUGAAGUUAUUUUAAACGAUGUGAAGGAAGCUCCUUUUUGUCUUCACGGGCCAACUACCUUGUUUGAAAGAUUUUAUUUUUGUAAUAAAAGUUCUGGAGAUAAUUCUGGUUCACACUAUGAAUCUAAAAGAUUUUACGCCUGUUCUGCAUAUCGAGAUAGAAAACUCUGUUCUUUUUAUUGCAAAGAAGAAGAUCUCAACAAACACCCUCAACGCUCCGUUUCCUCGCAUCAUCUUUUACUACCAUAUAAAACUACUUAUUAUAAAGAAUCGCUGAAAUCUGCUUUGCGACUUUGUAGUGUUGGAAAAAACGUUAAAUAUUGUGAAGACUGUCGCCUCCUCAUAUAUGAAACUUUCCAUAAUAAUAAAUAUAAAGCAGUUACAAGUGAAGUUAUUAUCAACCAAAAACACACCGAUCAACAUACUACUGUGAACCUAACAAAGGAAACUAUACUACAGCCUUCCUUUGCGCUGAAGCCGUUAUCUCAAGAUAAAGGCAAUGCCCAGUUUUUUUUUUCUGCUUCCACCUGCUCCGUUUUACUCUCUAUUCUUAAGCAAACCCAAUCUAAUAAUGUUCUUUGCAUUGGCACUCCAAGGCUUCACGGGUAUAUCCAGCGAGAAAAAGUCCUUUCAAGCUGCGAAGUGAACAGCCUCUUGCUAGAUCUGGAUCCUCGCUAUAAAGUUUUUUUUCCGACAACAUUUUGUCUUUUCAAUAUGUGCAAUGGCCACGUGUUUAAUAGUGAUGAAAAAAAGCGGCUUACAAGUUACUUAAAAGUUUGUGAUGCUGUGAUUGUGGAUCCUCCAUUCGGUGCUCUGCCUGUACUAGUCUCUUCGGCGCUGCGCAAAUUACUGGAGAGUGCAUCUUCGAAAUUUAUUAAAAUCUUUUGGAUCUUCCCUAUUUUUUUAACAUCGUUAUUGCAAACAUGCGAGCCCUCACUGAAGCCGCUUCACUACCGCGUCAACUACGACAACCACCACGUGUUUAAGAAAAGAAGAAAUGAAGAUAUUUCAUUGGUGAGAAUAUUUACGAACGUUCCUUUGAAGCAGAUUUCUUUAGCAGACGUUGAUGGCUAUCAAUUCUGUCGGUAUUGCGAGAUUUGGGUCAGCCAAUACAAUUGGCACUGCCGGCGUUGCAACACGUGCACUUCCGUUGCGGGGCGGAGGCGGUAUGUUCACUGCAGCGAAUGCAACACGUGUGUCAAACCUCACUACAUGCACUGCGUCGCCUAUUUAGAACUUUUCAGGAAAACGUAAAAUUUUGUGUUGUUUGCGGUGAAGAAGGCCACA